This is a messenger RNA of Talaromyces marneffei, 552 nucleotides long. RefSeq lists its product as uncharacterized. Lineage: Eukaryota; Fungi; Ascomycota; Eurotiomycetes; Eurotiales; Trichocomaceae. The record is from RefSeq and is a predicted model, not a curated record. The coding region runs from base 1 to 552 and encodes 183 amino acids. The transcript has a single exon.
AUGUCUGAAUUCCCCUGGCCCCAUCCCUCUCACGCCGAAGACCAACCCUACGCGAAGACAUUGCUAUAUGUGCACGUCUUCCAUCGUGGUUUCGAGGCUGGCGGGGUCAUCGGCCUGUUUUAUGCGAACUAUAAACUGUACAAACACCGCCAACAACUCAAACUCACCCCUCCGCAGCAAGCUGCUCUAGGAGGAGUCGGCAAAAAUGCUGGAAUGAGGAAUAUUUUCUAUCCUACCAUGGCCAGGGCAUCGCUCAUCGGCGCCGGGGCGUCUAUGGUCCUGCUCACGGCGCGGAUGUGGGGUGCUGAAGAGGUGGAAUGGCAGGAUCGGAGUUGGAGGUUGCUUGAGAAUGAGGGCCAGGUAAUGCAUGAUUUGUAUGCGGAUGUCGGCGCGGGUAUAGCUGCGUCCACCAUCUUCGUUGCGGGGGGUAGUAGACCCCCGUUGUCGUUGAUGGUGAGGGAGAUGGUGGGCAGAGCUGGUCUCGGGGCUGUGGUUGGGUUUGUGGGUUGUGAGGUUGUGAGGAAGUACAAGCUUUAUGCUUCUAAAGACUGA